GUGCAGAAGGAGAUGCAAGUGCUAAACAAAACUUGGUGGUCUCAUACUUUCGCAGCCACAACAAUGAAUCUACAUCUUCUUAUUUUCAUGCUUCUAAACAUCUCAGGUGCACAAGAUGUUCGUACUAUCAGUCAAGUGUCUGUCCAGGAAGGAAAGUCUAUUAUAAUUCCAUGUUGGUAUAAUCAAAUUUAUGUACAUCAUGUGAAAUACGUAAGUGUCGGACAGUAUUUUUUCAGUAGUAAGUAUGUGAGCUUAGAUGAUCAAAUGAAACACAAGACAAUAUCUGUUUCGGAUAAUAAAACUUUAAAUAUUUUGACGGUGGAAAUGAGGAGUCUUCUUAAGAGCCAGACGGGCACAUAUUGGUGUGGAAUUAAACUACCUGGACCUGAUGUUUCUAAAGGAUUCCAUUUAACAGUAACCAAAGGUAUCUCUGGCCUCUAUGUAGAGAAUCAGAUGUUGAUGGGUAUUGAGGCCGGUAGUGUAAGCAUCUACUGUCAUCAUCAUGCACCUCGUAAAAGAGAUGAGAUGUGGUGUAAACUGGGCGGUCAAUGUAUGAAUGGAACAUCUGGAUCCUUAGAUGGAGCUUCUGUUGAGGUCAAACAUAGUUCAGCACUAAUGAUUGUGACCAUGAGCAAACUGAAGAUGGAGAACACAGGAUGGUACUGGUGCUCUGCGAGGAAUCUACAAAUGCCUGUUCAUAUUACUGUAUUUGCCAAAAGAGAAACUAUCAGCACUGCCACCACAGAGUUGACCUCUAAACAGCCAACGGCAUCCAGCACUGUACAGCUAUCAGGAACCUUCACAUCGGUUCAUUUAAAAAAUCUAAGUCAUAUUGAGGAACCUGCCUUAUGGCUAAUGAUUCUGGGAAUAAUUUUUGUGCUAAUAGUGAUAUGUAGCGGUUCUGCAGUGAUAUUGCGCAAAAAGAAACAGAAGCCAAGAAAUUCCACAUCAAGAAAACAACAGCCAGACACUAACAGCGAAGAAACACACUUCAGUUCACGUGAAACACAACCGACACAGACAUCACAAGCAGAUCCUGGAGACUAUGAGUUGAUCUACUCGACGGUUUCAUUUAAAGAACAAUAACAGGUCAAGGGAUAUUCUGAUCAAGACUGUAUCUGAGAAUGGAGGUUUCUAUCAUGCUACCAUCAGGGACUUUUUUAGCUUCCUCAAGAAAGUUGCCAUGUUUGCAAAUGGUUUCCUACAUGUAAAUAGACACAUGUGAAGUGACUUCAGAAUCAGUCUUCAGUGUUUAUGAGCAACUUACUGAUGAUGACAGUUCAGUAAAAGGUUGUGUUGACAAAACUAGUAAAUAAGUAAAUAACUAGUAAUAAGGUACUCGAUGCUGUUCUUUAUAACUUGAUUGCUUUAAUACAAUGGUUACCCCAUAAUACAAGAAUUAAAGCCAUAACAUAUAGGAAGAGUUUGGUUCCAAAAUGAGAUAACUCUAUUAAAAAAUAAUAAAAAUUGAAUUGUAUUAAUAUGAUUUAAACUGCUGUUGGUUGUUUUUAACGAAACAAAACAUAAUAACAAAACAAUACAGCUGACUAACAAAAUAAAAGCAUGAAAACAUAAUAAAAAACAUGUUUUUUGAAAAUUCUUAAAAAUGGACAUCAACAACAACAGACAAAACCGACAUUACUCUGAUUUAAUUUUUUAAAUAGGCCUCUGUUUGAAGUACAUAUAACAAACACUAUUUAUUAUG
This is a messenger RNA of Triplophysa dalaica, 1705 nucleotides long. RefSeq lists its product as uncharacterized. The coding region runs from base 13 to 1086 and encodes 357 amino acids. NCBI's taxonomy places the organism in Eukaryota, Metazoa, Chordata, Actinopteri, Cypriniformes, Nemacheilidae. The transcript is spliced from 9 exons. The record is from RefSeq and is a predicted model, not a curated record.